AAAAACAUUCUUCAAUGUCGACUCUCUCUCUUACCCAAUUUUCCUUAUCCCUUUUACUCAUCACAUUAUUCUUCUUUUCUCCUUCAUCUGCCCAAACUAAAUGCAACGUUAACUCCGUCUACCAACUCGGCGACUCCCUCGCCGAUGCCGGAAAUGUCAUCCGUACUCCCGGCGCUUCCAUCAUCUUCCGCGCCGACCGUUCCCCUUACGGCGAAACUUUCUUCAGAAGACCCACCGGCCGCUUCUCCAACGGCCGCGUUAUCACCGAUUUCAUUUCUCAGUCAUUCAAACUCUCAUUCCUCAAUGCUUAUUUAGACAGAGGCGCAUCUUUCAGUCAAGGAGUAAAUUUCGCCGUCGCCGGAGCUACCGCCCUCGAUACAUCCUUCUGGACUGCUCGUAACAUCCGGUUACCCACAUGGAACACUCCGCUUUCGAAUCAAUUAAAUUGGUUCAAAACGCAUCUCCAAUCGACUUGUGGUUCGAGAUGUGCGGAGAAUUUGAAAAACUCGAUAGUAAUAAUGGGGGAAUGGGGAGGAAACGAUUACUACAAUUGUUUCUUCCAGAGAAAGCAAAUCACAGAAGUUAGAACUUACGUUCCGUUUGUUGUUGCAGGGAUUAUG
Molecule: messenger RNA, 620 nt
Organism: Solanum stenotomum
Lineage: Eukaryota; Viridiplantae; Streptophyta; Magnoliopsida; Solanales; Solanaceae
Product: acetylajmalan esterase-like
Exons: 1
Molecular function (GO): hydrolase activity, acting on ester bonds
Source: RefSeq, a predicted model, not a curated record